Molecule: messenger RNA, 2028 nt
Organism: Tetrapisispora phaffii CBS 4417
Lineage: Eukaryota; Fungi; Ascomycota; Saccharomycetes; Saccharomycetales; Saccharomycetaceae
Gene: NPR2
Product: nitrogen permease regulating protein NPR2
Exons: 1
Coding region: 1-2028 (675 amino acids)
Biological process (GO): positive regulation of autophagy; negative regulation of TORC1 signaling
Cellular component (GO): vacuolar membrane; GATOR1 complex
Molecular function (GO): GTPase activator activity
Source: RefSeq, a predicted model, not a curated record
AUGAAUAAUAGUUUUGAUGGAUUUGUGCCUAUUCAUGGUAUAUUUUACUCUGUGUUUCACCCAACCGAGGGUACAAAAGUCAGUUAUGAAUUCCCACCUAGUAAUUUGGUGAAGUCAGGUAUUAACUUCGAUGCUAUAAAGAACUAUGUGAUACCUAAACCACAACUAUGCCAUAAGUUAUUAACUUUGAAAUAUAAUAAUUAUAGAAUAGUGGGCUAUCCGAUCAUAAUUAACUCAUCAUUGUACGCUAGAAAUAACUUCAGCUUUAACUUAGUUUUUGUAUUUCCCUAUGAAUGUGAAACAUCCCCAUACGAACCAGUGGUAGAAAGGUUGGGGAAGAUGUUCUGUGAAUUAGAAGGCCAAUGUCAGUUCUUAUCAAAAUGUGAGAAGGAUAUGGCUUACUUUGAUUUCAAAUUGAUUUCAAAUUUAAUAGAUCAAGACAAGUCGAACACAGAACCAGACAAUAAUAUUCUUUCGAAAACAAACUCAAUGAUACUUCCUACUAUAAGUAAUAUAGAUACUACAGUGGGAUCAACUAAUACCCAAGAUAAAGCUAAUUCAAAGGAAGUCGAAUAUUUAUUUUCCAAGUACAAUGUUAUCCAAAAUUAUAUUAAGAAUGAUAAAAUGCAACUCUCUAUGAACGAUAUCUUAAUGCGAGUAUUUCAAGAUUUAAACAGUUAUUCUGAAUGUUAUAUACCUAUCGAUGAUGGGAAUGCUAUUGAUAUAAAACUAUUUCCUACAUUAAUGCCUCCAAUUGAUUCAAUUUCAGUAGAAGAUGUACCUAUACCCACUGUCAAUCUUAAUAAAAUUAUUGAUGUCAACUGGGACCCAACAAUGUUAAAAAUAGUUCCAUAUAUCGAUGGUUUAAAUAGCAUAUUUAAAAUUGCUAAUUUAAGCAAUAGUGAUGCCAUGUUAGUGAUUGAAUGUAUACGGCAUUUUGUGUACUAUGGCUGUGUUAUUCUCUCUGAUAUUUUUCAGUUUUCGAAUAUAUAUGCACCAACCAGUUCAAUUACAGAUUUUUUGACGGAUCCAACGUUAGCGACAGAAUGUCAAAUAUAUGUCACAAGUCCAGAAGACUCUUUGCUAUCAGCAUUACCCUUUAAGAAGGGUAGAAAAAUGGUGAAAAAUAGGAGAUCUGCAUCGAUUGCUUCCCAUUUCACUUCUUCUAGUUCAUUGAGACAAAAUCUAAACUCAAAAGCUUCCUCGUUUAUCUCUGACGAGGGGCAUCAUAAUGAUGACACAGCAUAUCCAAACCAUGAUUCUAUAUAUGAAAAUAGACGAAGGUCUGAGAGCAGUUUUUCAAGUGGAAAUAAUGAUGAAAUGCAUCAAAAUCGAAAUUAUUUACCAACUAAAUCGACAUUAUUUGAUCUAUACAGAUCACUAAGUCAAGGCGUUAAACUGGAGGAGUGGUAUCAAAUUAAUUUUAAUAGUAUUAGAGACAAUUUUAUCGACAUUAGACGCUUCAUAAUAUUUGGAAUCAUAAAGAGAAUCAUUUAUAGAUGUCAUUCAUAUCCGCUACCUAAAAAUUAUGAAGCCUUCUCAAAGCUGAAUGAUCUCAAAAACCUGCAAAACGGUCCAAAAAUAGUAAAGAAUAAAAGUCAAAGUUAUACUUAUAACAUAUUUUCAACUUCUGAUAUUAAAUUUGGAGUUGAUUUGUAUACAGAUACAAAAAAAAAGCUACAUACCCUGGAUGUCGAUGUUGCGGAUAGAGUGUUGAAUAAUGUAUACAAAAAAUUAUCCACGAAUGGAAGACCUACUACUUCGAUCAAUGGACAAGGACAACAUCCUUCAAAAGUUGCAUUUAAGAAUCAAUCUUAUGAUAAUGAUCUUCCAGGUCUAAUGAACAAUCUUGGGAUUGAAGCAACCAAAUUUAGUCGUGAAAUAAACAUAAAUGACAAAAUAUAUUUACUCGAUGCACUUCAAUCUGCCGAAAAUUUGGAUAAUAUAUGUUCAAAUCUAGAGUUGUCCAGAGAAGAAGUUGAAACACUUUUAAAUGAACUUACCGAAUACCGCAUUAUAAACUGUUAA